AUGUCCGCGUUCGAUCUCCGGCAAGAGCACGCUGCGCUCAAGCAGAGGUUCCAGGACGCUCAAUCCAACGUCGCCGACUGGCAAACAGCCCUGGACAAUAUGAAAGCAGAGCGCACAGCUCUCUUGUCGCAACAGAUCCGCCUCGCCAUGCCGCAGAAGCUGGUAUAGUAUCCAUUCCCCUCCACUCACAUCUUCCGUGCUGACUUUGUUUCGUUUGCAAGAACUCUCGUCUUCCCCGCGAGGGCGCUCUGCUCACAGAGUCCGCCUCGAACCGCUUCAUCAACCUUGUCGAGCUCGCUCUGUCCUCCGCCGCCAAAGGCUAUCACGGCAUGGCAUUCCUCAAUGCGUACAAGGCGGUAGUGGCGUAUGCAGUGCCUGAUCGAAGGGAGGUGUUCUUGGAAAAUUUGCGUCGUUUCCCGCCGAAGGAUGGGUUCGAAGAGAUUCUGGCAAAAGCGGAGAUGGAGGAGAUUGGAGAGACCGUGGACAAGGAGGAAGAGGGGGACGAGGAGCUUUGA
Molecule: messenger RNA, 515 nt
Organism: Lecanosticta acicola
Lineage: Eukaryota; Fungi; Ascomycota; Dothideomycetes; Mycosphaerellales; Mycosphaerellaceae
Source: the annotation of a GenBank genome assembly